AUGGCUUCGCUGUUUGCUCUUCUUCUAUUUCUUUUUCAAGCUGUCGACCUAGAAGGUUUGACUAGCUGGCCAGGUGGAAAAUAUGGUAUGUUAAAACCCACAACUGGCUGUCCUGAAGAAUGGACCAAAAAAAAUUGGAAAUACACUAAAGUGAUAAACUGGCGCUACCGGAAUUGGUACUACAUGUACAUGGGAUGGACAGACAAAGGAUAUGUCUUACAAGAGACAAAAGCAAAUUAUCCAAACAAUACCAGUUCAGAUAUCUUACAUAUCCAAGGACAUGUUGGCCCAAACUCCGUCUUGAGGUACUUUUGCGUUAAAAGAACUUAUGUGAACUGGUUAUCCCCGAUAGAAUGGCCACAAGGACGAUACUGUAUCCACCAAAAUGGAAAUCAUCACAGUGUGCCAAGGGGAAUUAUCUAUAUGCUGUAUGAUACAGACGAUAACAACAACCACGUAACCCAAUACGUUGAUGACUUCAUUGGAUAUUGGGGAAAUAGCAUCAAAAUGUGGUUUUCAUGUCAAACAAGUGGUGACAAAAAAAUUCCAAUCUCGUUACCGAUAACCAAACCCUUUUAUCUGCUGCCUUAUGGGUCACGUGACUGUCAACAAGUCAAAUGGAUGGUAGCAACAACUGAAAGGAUCAAGUACCACACACGGAACUACAAAGGCCAUAAACAGAACGGUUUUGGGUAUGAAACAGUACCAUAUCAUGAAAUCGGUGACAUUAAUGACAAAGGAAUCACCAUGUAUUACUGCUAUUACAAAAGUUGCAACUACACUCUGACAGACAAGAAAGGUGUUUUCCAGUCCCCUCGCUUUCCUGGUAAAUACCCGGAUGGACAGCUGUGCUCGUGGAGGAUCAUAGUCCCUGAUAAUCACACUCUACUUGUUCGCUUCACUAACUUCUCUUUGCAUGAAAGUGCAAAACCAGACAAUUUAACAUUUUUAACAUUUGUCGAUGGUAGUUUCCAUUUAAAUGACACCUUUCAUGGUCAUCACAAUCAACCAUUCACCAUUACGGCGACUAAUGAUGUCCUUUUUGAGUUUCUUACAAAUGAAGAGGGACACAGCACUGGAUUCAGGGCAGAGUACACUGUAUUCAAAACACCCGAAACAACACCAUCCUCGCCACCAUCCACGACAAGAAAUAUCAGCCAACACACAACUCUGAGUACAAACACUUUGACAGGACUUCCAACAACAAAAAUACCCACAACAGAAACUGGAAGCGAUAAUAAUAAUAGCAAAGCUGACAACUUAAAACCUCCAGAAACUACACCUUCCCCACCAUCCACAACAAGAAAUAUCGGCCAACACACAACUCUGAAUACAAACACAGGAGUUCUAAAUACAACAAAAAUACCCACAACAGAAACUGGAAACGAUACUAAUAAUAGCAACGCUGACACCUUAAAACCUCCAGAAACUACACCUUCCCCACCAUCCACAACAGGAAAUAUCGGCCAACACACAACUCUGAAUACAAACACUGUGACAGGAGUUCCAACAACAAAAAUACCCACAACAGAAACUGGAAACGAUACU
Actinia tenebrosa (Australian red waratah sea anemone) is the source of this 1548-nucleotide messenger RNA. RefSeq lists its product as uncharacterized. The record is from RefSeq and is a predicted model, not a curated record. NCBI's taxonomy places the organism in Eukaryota, Metazoa, Cnidaria, Anthozoa, Actiniaria, Actiniidae.